Molecule: messenger RNA, 2300 nt
Organism: Paramecium sonneborni
Lineage: Eukaryota; Ciliophora; Oligohymenophorea; Peniculida; Parameciidae
Source: the annotation of a GenBank genome assembly
AUGGAUAAUUAUGAAUAGGUUUUAAUAGUUAAUGCUAUUUAAUUAUAAUCUGUUCAAUCCUAAUUCGAAUCUAUUAAUUAAGAACUUGCUAAACUCAUUACAAAAGUAUCAAAAAUUUAUAAACUAGAAAAAAUAUAAAAAGCAAUAUGUCUUAUUGUCUAAAUUUUUUGAUCGCUAUGAUCAUUCUAAUCAGAUUCAUUUAAAUGAUAGAAUUCACUUUUAAAAUAUUCUUCUUAAUGCUUUAAAUAAAAUAUUUAAAAAAUGCAUCCUUAGAGACAUGUCGAGAAAAAAUAUUAUCGAUAUUAAAAUUUAGAAAUAGAAAAUAGUUAAAUAUUUAGAAAUAUAUCCAAUACUUAUAUCUAAAUUAACUUCUAAUUUAGACAUGAUUUAAAUCGAAACUAAACAUAGUUUAAGAGACCAAAUUAGAAAUUCCUUACUAAAAGAUUAAUUAUCAUACUAAAUUCAUAUCUAAAAUAAUAAUAAGCUUAAAUUAAAUUAAAUUAUCAAUAAUUUUUCUUUAUAAUAAGAAUAUGAUAUUUAUCUCCAUAAUAUUAUGAUGGCUUUUAGACUUCUAAGUUAUUAGGAUAUUAAAUAAGAAGAGAAAAUUAAAUUUGCUAAAUUAUCCUUUGAUAUCAGUAAAAUUUUACUUUCCGGAAAAGGAAAAAGAGCGUCUAAAUUAUCACAAUAUAUAUUAUGUUCGACUAAUUUAUUUGUUAAAUAUUUUGAAAAUGAUAAUUGUUUGACAAUUGAUAUCUUAGAAGAAAUUAAUUCCUCAAUUAUAAAUAAUUAUUUAGUAUAUUUAGUCUAGUAAAUUGAAGCAAAUAAUGAUUUUAAAAAGAAAUUAAAAUGUAAAUGGAAAUUUAUGAAAUUAUUAAAACCAUUAACUUGGUUUUGGAUGUAAUCUAUAUAUUAUUAUUAAUCUAUUUUUAAAUUUGAAAAGUGUUAAGCUAUAAUGACCUUACUUAAAUGGAUAAGUUUUUAUUAUAUUAUUCAAAAUGAUGAAUUAGCUAAUUAUUAUUAAAAUGUAUCAGCAUUAACAUUUUCUAAAUACAAAGAAUAUAUAAUAUUUAAUUAUGUAAUAGAAUCUGUUUGUUUAGAUGAUGAAGUUGGAAUGCCAAGAUUAAAAAAACUAAUGAAAGAAUAUUAAGAAUAAAAUCAAGAGAAAUAAAAAUAUAAGCAAUCAGUGAAUUAUUAUUAUAACGUGAAUGAUAAGAACACAUCUUUCUAGCCAUUAUUUUAUUAUCGUAGUCCUUAACAUAAAACUGAAAUUAUUAAAAAUCCUGAAAUGCCAAUUGUAGAAUUCCCUUUUGAAAAUAUAAGUUCGAUGGACACACGUUAAUCUAGUAAAACUUUGAAGUGUCCUAAACGAUUAAGUACAUCAUUUAAUGUGUAAAAAUCAUUUCGUAAAUCAAUUUCCUAAUUUUCCACAAGUUUUUCUGAAAAAAAAAAUUAAUUUUAAGAUUAAAAUGUAAAAUAAACAUAAUCAAACUAAUAUAAUAAUGUUCCUAUGCUUGAUAAAAUGAUUAAAAAAUUGAUAGAAGAUAAAAUAGUUUUAGAUAAUCUAGAGUAAAAUAUUAUAUUAUAAAAUUAGAGAUAAGAAAUCUUAGUCUUAGUAAUUAUUAAGUAAAGAGAAAUUGUAAUAAAAAGAAAAUGAUUUCUAUAAAAAGCUACUUAAAUACAAAACAUAAUUUUCUAAAUUUUAAUCACCUGUAAAAAUGAAAUCAAAUUAAGAAGUUUUUACAAAAUAAGAUUUAUAAAUGAGAGUUAUUGAAAGAUAAACAUUAGUUGAUUCAAAGAAAUCUAAAAGUUUUUCUAUUUAAACAAAAUAAAAUGAUUAAGAUACAUCAUUAUUAUCUUUCGAAAAGCCAGGCGUUAAAUUAGAUCCUCUUAAAAAAUUGAAAAAAAUAAUUUUUAAUCAUCCUGAAGUAUUUUAACUCUAAAAAUUAAGAAGCAAACUUAAAUCAAUAAAAAAAUGGUAUUAUAAAGCAAAUUAAACUCGAAUUUCAAAUGUAAGUAUGUAUUAGAAAAUGACAUCAGGAAGAUUAGUAAUGGUUCAAAAAUCAAAAGAUUAGAAAAUAGUAGAUCUAAAUUAAUUAAGAGAUAGAUCAUAAAAUUAAUUGAAAAAGAAGUUGAGUGAGACAUAAUUUGAAUUAGAAGCUGUAGAAAAAGAAAUGAGAAGCAAUAGUGUUAAUAUCAAGUAUUCUAAAUAGAAUGUGGAUUAACCCUUAUUCUUAGAUUACAAAUAUCAAGAUUUAAGUCGAUCAAUAAUAAAAUAUGAGAUGAGUAAAAAAUAAAUUUGA